Messenger RNA from Ylistrum balloti, 1477 nucleotides. RefSeq lists its product as uncharacterized. Bases 215 to 958 code for a protein of 247 amino acids. The record is from RefSeq and is a predicted model, not a curated record. NCBI's taxonomy places the organism in Eukaryota, Metazoa, Mollusca, Bivalvia, Pectinida, Pectinidae. The transcript is spliced from 5 exons.
AAGUGCGAAUUUGCGCACUUGGUAGUCGACAGAGAAGCAGCCAUUGUACCGACGGUGGCAACCUCGAUUUUCUUCUUUUAAUCGGUGAAGCAACAAGAACUGACUGAUGUGAUUGACAAGAGUAGUUGAACAUCAAAUACAAUACAAAGAUACAAAAUCAUUCGAUCAGGACCUUGUAUUUGUGGCUGGGCGUGAGAUUGCGGAGCUAACAAAUAUGGACAAGGUAUAUUUCCACCAAAGCCAGCUUCCGAACCAGAAAACAAUGAAUUUUGCUGGAGCACCAGCUGUUGACAAGAGUGGAACUGGCCUGUAUCCUGCUGGGUACCCCAAUUAUGCCCCAACACAACCCGGCAUGGCCCAUACCUUGGCCCCUGGAGCAGCUCCAGCAACUCACAGGCAAUUGGCAGCUGCUGCCAACCAGCAAUAUCCACAGCCUGCAAUGCCACAAAAUGUGAACCCAUCAGUUUACACACCAACUACUGGGGUGUACUCCACAUUGUCACCAGGGUAUCCAACGCCCUCCACUGGGGCCUUUCAUCCACCAACUCAUCCUCACCCAAUGCAAUAUACAACGUUCCAGACACCCUCGGCCUACCAAGCCAGCCAGUAUGCAACCCCCACAUACAUUGGGGCUCCUCAGCUGAGUGCCGGAGCAGCCUAUCCUAUGGGUAUUGCCGUGACAAAUCCUCAUGCUCCCAGUGCUUACAACCCUCCAGUGGCAAGUGUCCCACGUGCCUACACAACACAGGCUGCCAUGUCCCAGGCAGCGAUGUCCCAGGCUGCCAUGUCCCAGAUGGGUUAUAACCCCCUUGGUUCGAACCCUCUCGCUUCCAACCCACUUGGUUCGAACCCACUAGGAUCCAAUCCACUUGGUUCUAACCCACUCGGAUCCAAUCCACUUGGUUCUAAUGUACCAGCUUAUCCAAAUACAUACGGCUUUAAUCAAGGUUACCCAUAAAGGGACAUGGACACAAGACAUUUAGCCUUGUCUUUGUCACAUGAUUGUCAUGUGAUGAAGGUCAUGUGAUCUGGUUUUGUUGGCCUAGAUUUUAAAGGCUGGAGCCUGUCAGCAUAUCUGGCGUCAUAUAGAUCUGCAGAACUCUUCCCCUCCAUGAUUGUGAACAAAUGUAUUUUGUUAUGACCGCGUUUUGGUCUCGAAUCAAGACACUAUUAUACAGUUUUAGGACAUUUUAUUAUUAUUAUUAUUGAUUAAUAGGCUUUACAGUGAUUUUACGCAGAUUAUAUACACUUAUCAGUUAAUAAGCAACCUCCAUAUGCCAUAUUUACAAUGCCAGUCUAGGUAAUCUCAAAUUAACAUGAAACAAUCAUCGAUAAUUGCUUUAUAUGUUCUUUUUGUAAUAGGGGACAUUCUGGAUAAGCCUGACUCUAGAUUGGGCAAUGUAGAUGUUGUACAUAUAUUUUUCUACCAUGUUUUGUUUACAUCAUGGACAAAACAUUAAACUUUUUAGAGCAUUUA